Nanorana parkeri is the source of this 2205-nucleotide messenger RNA. It is a transcript of the gene RCOR2, whose product is annotated as REST corepressor 2. Gene Ontology annotation, molecular function: transcription corepressor activity. The coding region runs from base 192 to 1694 and encodes 500 amino acids. Gene Ontology annotation, cellular component: histone deacetylase complex; transcription regulator complex. The record is from RefSeq and is a predicted model, not a curated record. Lineage: Eukaryota; Metazoa; Chordata; Amphibia; Anura; Dicroglossidae. The transcript has 13 exons. Gene Ontology annotation, biological process: negative regulation of DNA-templated transcription; regulation of transcription by RNA polymerase II.
UGAGCUCUCAUUGUGAUUGAACUGCGCCGGUAACCGCUGGACUUCCAUCUGCUCUUAUACUUUGUAUCUCCGUUCAUUCAUCUCAUGCCCAGUGCCACCUUCCAAGGGAUACAUUCACUCUGACAACUUUGCACCUAUUACACAAAGCCACAACUCCAGUUUUCUUUCAGGAAGUGCUGAAGGAGUAAGGAAUGCCACCAGUUGUGGAAAAACCUCUGGGCUCCUCCACCAGCAAUCCUCGCAAGAGGACCAAAUCCGACAGCCAUUCGGAAGAGGAGUUCAGCGAGGAUGAAGCACCAAGGGAUAGCAUGAUCAGAGUGGGCUCCGAUUACCAGGCACAGCUUCCUGAGUAUAACACGGGCAAGGCGCCACCACCUGACGACGAUGAGGAAAUGCAAAAUAUGUUGGUCUGGUCACCAAGCCACGUAAUACCAGGUACAAAAUUGGAUGAGUAUAUAUUAAUGGCAAAGGAAAAACAUGGCUACAAUGAAGAGCAGGCUUUAGGUAUGCUCUUGUGGCACAAACAUGAUGUGGAGCGCUCUCUAGCUGACUUGGCAAACUUUACUCCAUUCCCUGAUGAGUGGAGCAUCGAGGACAAGGUGCUUUUUGAGCAGGCUUUCAGUUUCCAUGGAAAAUGUUUUCAGCGCAUACAGCAAAUGCUCCCAGAUAAACCGAUUACUAGCCUGGUGAAAUAUUAUUAUUCCUGGAAGAAAACACGAAGCAGAACAAGUGUGAUGGACAGACAAGCUCGUCGACUGCAAAGCAAAAAGGAAAAUGGUCAGGAAGAUGUAGAAGAUCUGCACAAGAUGCGUGACCCAGAGGCAGAUGCUAAUGAUGCCAAGAAAGAGGAAACCCCCAAGCCCAUUUCAGGAGAGCCUAUCCCAGUCAAAAAAGAUCCCAUGGUUUCACCGUACCGCCAUCACCCCGGGCGAUCUCGAAGGAGGCCUCCUAAGGGCAUGUACCUUAGCAAAGGUGACAUUGCUGGAGUAUGUACCACUUCUGAAAUGCCAGCACUCACGUUGUGUCAACAGGAAACCCAACUUGUAUCACUGAAGCGCCAGGUUCAGAAUAUUAAACAGAUAAACAGCAGCUUUAGGGGAAUUCUCAAUGGAGGACUUGAUGACUUGAGGCCUCCAGAGCUGAAUAUUAAACUUAAUUCGCGGUGGACUACAGAUGAGCAAUUGCUGGCUGUACAAGCUUUCAGAAGAUAUGGGAAGGAUUUUCAGGCCAUCUCAGAGGUUCUUGCUAAUAAGACACCUUCACAAGUGAAGACCUUUUUCAUUGGUUACCGUAGACGUUUCAAUUUGGAUGAAGUAGUUCAGGAGUGGGAAGCAGAGCAGGGAGUGGAUUCAUCUGCAGCAUGCAGUGAUUCCACCAGUAAGAGCACUGCUUCCUCCCAAAUAAGCAGUGAAGAAGACGAUGAGGUACAAAUUACAUCUGUUUCUGCCUCCUCCCAGACAGUAACAACAACUUCAACUGCCUCUACAACUGCUGCUGCCACCAUGUCCCUACCGCCCCCAUUACUGAGACCAACCAUUCCUUCUGUUCCUAUACUUCAUCGUCAGCCACCUCCGCUCCAGCCGGGACGUCUUCUCCAAGCUCGUCCUCCACCUCUUGUCCGGCCAGCUCCCCGUCAGAGCCCACGUGCACCUCCUGCUUUAUUGGGAAAUCAUGCAGAGACCACCUUCUCCUGAGGGAUCUUAAAAAAGUUCUGUUCAUAAGCAGUGUGUUAGUUGGGAGGGUUUAUUUAUGGGAGGAGUAUUGGCUUUGUAAUAAAAGACGUGUACAGAAUUGUCAGAACAGUAUUGAACAAUAAAUGGGCCUUAUGUGGAGCUGGUGCUAUAAUAGUAUAAUAGUUGUCCUAAUGGCAUGUAGAUUGAUGAAUCUGAGCACAAUGCCAAUUAUCUUUUGGGGUUUUUUUUGUACAGUUAGGGGUUCAGGGUUUUUGUCUACAUGAUUUGACCAUCAGUGGAAGACCCUUAUAUCGUGGACUUGGAACAUAAACGGUGCUGGAUCAGAGAAAUCUACACCUCUUAACGUCAGUUUGGUGGCACAUGAUGGAGAUUUUCAAUUUGCACAUUAAGUGCCUACCUUUGACUUGAGAGGAUGUUGGAUUAGAAUUGUAUCCUGAAUUUUCUGCUCUGUGUCAGUAGACUGUUGGUGUGACUGAGUUGUGUGAUCAUACUAGAAUAUGCAUUCUGGAUA